UUUCGGGGCCUGAGCCUGGGGUCUGAGAGACCACGUGGGCUGGGCUUCGGGGUGAGCGGCUGCCUCGGCCCCGCCGGAACCCGGGCAGUACUGGGCGUCAUGGGGAAGCUGCGCCGGCGCUACAACGUCAAGGGGCGCCUACAGGCGACCCCAGGCGCCUCGAAGGGCCCCCCGGAGCCGCCCCCCGUGCGGCUGGAACUAGAGGAUAAAGACACGCUGAAAGGAGUAGAUGCAAGUAAUGCACUCGUUUUGCCGGGAAAGAAGAAAAAGAAGCCUAAAGCCCCUCCUCCGUCAAAGAAGGAGAAGAAGCCUCUGACCAAGAAAGAGCGGAAAAUGCUGCAGAAAAUCUUAGAACAGAAGGAGAAAAAGAGCCAGCGAGCAGAGAUGCUGCAGAAAUUGAGCCAAGUCCAGGUUUCGGAAGCCGAGCUGAGACUGUUCUACACCACGUCCAAGCUGGGCACUGGGGACCGCAUGUACCACGGCAGAGAGAAGUCUGACAAGAUCGAAGCCCAGGGACAGGAGAAGAUCAGCAGCCUCAGCGGGGCCCACCGGAAGCGCUAUCGCCAGGAAGAGGAGGAAUCGGAGUCCUCAGUGGAGUCUGAACCCGAUGAGGCCCCUGCCACUGAGCUGGUGGAGACUGGUGCAGGGAAUGGGAGCCCAGGGCCCAGUAGCCAACCCUGUCUGGCGGGGACUACCUCGGCACCUCCAGCAGUGGCCUCCACCCUGGCCAGGCCCCCGGCGAAGCCUGCCGUCUUCAUUCCUGUGAACCGCACCCCUGAAAUGCAGGAAGAACGGCUGAAGCUCCCCAUUCUUGCUGAAGAACAAGUGAUCAUGGAGGCGGUGGCCGAGCACCCCAUCGUCAUCGUGUGCGGGGAGACCGGCAGCGGGAAGACCACGCAAGUGCCACAGUUUCUCUACGAAGCAGGCUACAGCAGUGACAACAGCAUCAUCGGCAUCACGGAGCCCCGCCGAGUGGCCGCCGUGGCCAUGUCCCAGCGAGUGGCCAAGGAGAUGAAUCUGUCACAGAGGUGA
Messenger RNA from Leptonychotes weddellii (Weddell seal), 1032 nucleotides. NCBI's taxonomy places the organism in Eukaryota, Metazoa, Chordata, Mammalia, Carnivora, Phocidae. The record is from RefSeq and is a predicted model, not a curated record.